Molecule: messenger RNA, 5881 nt
Organism: Lymnaea stagnalis (great pond snail)
Lineage: Eukaryota; Metazoa; Mollusca; Gastropoda; Lymnaeidae
Source: the annotation of a GenBank genome assembly
GGGUGGCUAUUCGGAGCGUUCAUGUGCAAGGCUGUGCCUUACCUGCAGGGAGUCUCGGUGUGUGCGUCAGUGAACACCCUGGUGGUUAUAGCUGUGGACAGGUACUGUGUUCAAGUAGAUUUGUUUUUCCUCUAAAAAUUUGAUUCGCUUUUGAGAGAAUCGUACUGCGCCACACUGUUGCUGUUGUUGGCGGGUGGAGGGGGGGCGUGAGUGGGUGUCACAAGCCUUAUGUACCAUGAGCAGCUGUUGGUAGUCGCCAGUUGAAGCAUUCAAAGUUCUUGACAAGUUGUUUAGCAUGAGAGUUGGUAGUCGCCAGUUUAGCAGUCACUAAGUUAUUGACGAGUUGUUUAACAUGAGAGUUGAUAGUCGCCAGUUUAGCAGUCACUAAGUUCUUGACAAGUUGUUUAACAUGAGACUUUGUAGUCGCCAGUUUAGAAGUCACUAAGUUAUUGACAAGUUGUUUAACAUGAGAGUUGUUAGUCGCCAUUUUUAGCAAUCACCAAGUUCCUUUCAAUGUAGCGUGGAUUUGAUUUAUAUGGCGCAGUUAUGUGGGCCUAUGCUUUUAAAUUAAGAAAUAUUUUACCCGGCGUAGUUGUCGCGUUGCCACAAGAGGUGUUAGUUUUAGACUUCAAGGAGCCAUCGAAUGGCCAAUUAGAAUUCAUAGCUUUUUUAUGAUCUCACUCUGUUUAUCGUGGACUUUAAUUUAAUUCCGACAAUCAACGCAUUGAAUCGCCUUGUAAUAAAAAUAAAUUAAAUUUUCUUUGACCGUUAAUGCCAGUUAAAUUCCCCCUUUGUAAGCACCACUGCCCGAGAAAAUCACCCAAGGCUUUUAGCGUCCUUAGGGUGACACCAUCACCCUAAUUUAAGAACCACUGCCUUCAACUUUAUUCGGUGGCUUUAACGUCGUUUUUUCAUACAGCGUAUUUCAAACGGCCAUUGGCCUUAGAUAAAUUUGCAGUGAAUGAUGAAAAAAAAUAAAAGUAACGAUGCUACCAAUAAUAAUAGUUUUUACAUCAAAACUCUGUGUGAAAAUCGUUAUUGCUUAUACAAAAUAAGUGCAUUGACAUAUACCUGGUACACUAUUAGGGAAGAGGGCGCAUAAAUUAAUGCUUUGUCCUGGACCCUGUCUAUGCGCGUUUUUCAUUUGAUUGGAAAUGUUAUUAAGUGGUUUGUAUCAUCCCUUUAUCACAUUAGACAGGGCGUUACAAAUGUUUCUUAUCAAGAAAAAAAUAACAACAUGUUCACAGUUAAUGAAAACGGAAAAAGAAAAAAAAAAAGGGCAGUUAUUAAUUAUGGCUUUCAUUAUUUUCAUUAUUAGUUACGGCUUUCAUUUUUAGGAACGUUUUGCAUUGUUUAUGGUAUACAUUAUUAGUAAGGGCUUAGAUUAUUAGUUAUGGCUUAGAUUAUUAGUUAUGGCUUAGAUUAUUAGUUAUGGCUUAGAUUAUUAGUUAUGGCUUAGAUUAUUAGUUAUGGCUUAGAUUAUUAGUUAGGGCUUAGAUUAUUAGCUAUGGCUUAGAUUAUAAGUUAUGGCUUAGAUUAUUAGUUAUGAAUUAAAUUAUUAGCUAUGGCUUAGAUUAUUAGUAAGGCCUUAGAUUUUUAGCUAUGGCUUAGAUUAUUAGUAAGGGCUUAGAUUAUUAGUAAGGGCUUAGAUUAUUAGCUAUGGCUUAGAUUAUUAGUUAUGAAUUAGAUUAUUAGCUAUGGCUUAGAUUAUUAGUUUUGAAUUAGAUUAUUAGCUAUGGCUUAGAUUAUUAGUUAUGAAUUAGAUUAUUAGCUAUGCUUAGAUUAUCAGUUAUGACUUAGAUUAUUAGUUAUGGGUUAGAUUAUUAGUUAGUGUUUAUAUUAUUAUUUUAGUUAUGGCUUACAUCAUUAUAAGUUAUGGCUUAGAUUAUUAGUUAUUGCUUAGAUCAUUAGUUAUGGCUUAGGUUAUUAUUUAUGGCUUAGAUUAUUAGUUAGGGCUUAGUUUAUUAGUUAUGGCUUGGAUUAUUAGCUAUGGGUUAGAUUAUUAGUUAUGGCUUAGAUUAUUAGCAAUGCCUUAGAUUAUUAGUUAUGACUUAGAUUAUUAGCUAUGGGUUAGAUUAUUAGUUAGGGUUUUAUAUUAUUAUUUUAGUUAUGGCUUACAUUAUAAGUUAUGGCUUAGAUUAUUAGUUGUUGAUUAGAUCAUUAGUUAUGGCUUAGGUUAUUAUUUAUGGCUAAGAUUAUUAGUUAGGGCGUAGCUUAUUAGUUAUGGCUUGGAUUAUUAGUUAGGACUUAAUUUUUUAUUUACGUUUUGCAAUAUUUAUGGUGUAAAUUAUCAGUUAGGGCUUACAUUGUAAUUUAAGGCUUACAUUAUUAUUUAUGGCCUACAAUAUUAGUUAAGGCUUAAUUUUUUUAAUUUUUUUACAAAAUAUACCCAUAACACUUUAAUUUUGUAUUUCUUGUUCGUCUCUUUCUUCAGGUAUGUCGCCAUUUGUCACGUGAUGCGCCAGCGGAACACCAAACGCAUGGCCCGUUUCAUCCUCCUCGUCAUCUGGCUCCUCUCCAUGCUGCUCCUGAUCCCCUGGGCUCUCUUCUACGAGCACGUGUACAUUGAAAAAGACAACAAGACAUUCGCCGUUUGCCAUGAGAAAUUUCCAACAGUCGCACAAAAGAAGGCCUACUUCCUCGGGGUUAUUUUUCUCAUGUGCUACACGCUGCCCUUGACGCUGAUUGCCAUCUGCUACUUUAAGAUCGGGUACCGCGUCUGGCACAGAGACGCGCCGGGCAUCACGUCCAGUAAAGGAGUCAUCGAGAAGUCCAAGAUAAGGGUCGUGAAGAUGCUCGCCGUGGUCGUGCUGCUGUUCAUGAUCUCGUGGAUGCCGCUGUACAUCAUGCGCCUGACACUCGAUUUUUUCCCCCCGGAAGACGCAGCCGUGACGACCAUACACAAUCUUAUCAUACCAUUCGUGCAGUGGCUCGGCACGUCCAACAGCUGCAUGAAUCCGCUGGUCUACUGCUUGUUCAGCCAGAAGAUUCGACGGCGCAUCCGGGCGAUGCUGUGCUGCUCAAAACCGGAAACGAGAAGUCUCUACUCGACGAGGUCCAUGUACAACAGUGCCUUACAACACAGCACCAGCACGCGCGAGUCGUCGCUGCGGCUGGACAGUUGCACCAACGGGCACUCGAGUGCCGGGCACUACGCCGGGGGCGGGAGCCUUUAUCAUCAUUACAGACCCACGCGCCAGGACAGCGAGCUCAUACGCAUGCACCGGAGCCAUCUACGAUCAACGCAUGUGUGAAACGUCAUCAAAGUUUUACUUAAAAACAUUACAGUCACGUGAUCAGUGGGUGCACGUGGACUGCCCGUUCGAAGGAACAGGUGGUUAUUUAGCAAAAUGAAAACGCUAAUUUAAAGUGGGGAAAAAAACAGCUUUAAUUGUAUUAAUUACUUUAAGGUAAUGAUUUAAAGAAUGUGGCCUAGAAUUUAGGCCAUAGGGACUAAUCAUCUCACUCCUGUUUUACCCGUGUUGUGGAUAUAACAGGGGAGGCCAAUCAGCAAAGGGUACGCGCCAAAAGCAACAAACAUCGGACUGCUCUAGAAAUCAAUCGCAAAUAUGUGAAUGAAAUAUGGAGUAAGAGAGAGACCUCAGAUCGGAAGUAUGGGGUCAUUCCGUUACAAUCUACACGAGACGGGGUGUGGCAAACCUCCAAUCUUUCGGUAAAGGCAAAGAUGUUUUAAAAUUACUUGGUGUUUUAAAUUUAAAGAAUUUCAGUUUGAGAAAGUGUUUUCUUCUUAAAAUACAAAGAUAUUACGAUGGUGAACGUUUUAAGUUCAUGAACUGUGUGUUGGAGCAGCGCUUAACUUUGGCGUAAGGAUUGAUUGACAAGUUUCAAAAUUGUACCAGAUGACAUGUGGACCAGUUUCAAAAUUGUACCAGAUGACCAAGUACAAGUUUCAAAAUUGUACCAGUGAUCGGUAAACAAGUUUCAAAAUUGUACCAGGGACCGGUGAACAAGUUUCAAAAGUGUACCAGGGACCAGUGGACUAGUUUCAAAAUUGUACCAGAUGACCGGUGAAAAAGUUUCAAAAUUUUACCAGAUGACCAUUGGACACAUUUUGAAAUUGCACCAGUGACCGGUACCAGAUUUUUCAAUUGUAUUUAUUUUAUAUUGAUUAUACAUAUUUAUGUUGUGCGGACCCGUCACCUGAGGCUUGAGGACCGCUAUUCGGGAAUCGCUGAGCUAUAGCAAUUUGCCAGACAGCAAAUGACGGGUAAUAGAAUGGAGAUGGUAAUCUAUAAAAUACCGUGGCAAUCUUAUAUUGAUAGCAUUGACUUAUCAAAUAUUAAUAGCAUUGACUUAUCAUAUUUGAAUAGCAUUGAAUUAUCAUAUGUUAAUAGCAUUGACUUAUAGCAUAUUGAUACAAGUGUUGCAUCAUAUAUGUAUAUACAGAACAAGUGAAGAAAAUAAUAGCGAGGUGUGUAGGUAUAAUUUAAACAUUAAAAAGAUCUAGCUCUUUUGAGACUCAGCACCAACAGAAGGCCCAUUUAAAAUAAUGUUGUUGUUUUUUUUAAUACGCAUGAAACCACUUUGAACUACCAAAGUAUCCCACUUCUCAAUUGUAAAGCCCCUUGCGCAAUGAGCUUGGGCUCUUUAAAUCUUGAUUACAAAAAAAAUUUAGCAAAUUUUGAUUUCGGGAAAUUCCCGGACAAUAUAUGUUGAGUGUUAUAUUUUUGUUGACACAACUUAGGUUAGUUGCGGUAUAAAAUAAUCCCCUCAGUUGAUCAAGUCAACAUAAAUUGGAAGAUUAGUUUCAUAGCUGAGAUUAGCGCAUCCAACCUUCACAGCUGGUGUCUGUAAUAUUUCCCCUAUAAUCCCUCUAUGGUCUAAAACAACAUUAGUAAUCUGAGGCAGACAUCGCGCUGCCUGGCGACACGCAGUAGAGAUCUUGAUGAAUAAUCCCAAGUGUUCAGAUGCUGCAGGGACUAAGACGAUGAAGUCUUGUGAUGUGAGACCAUGAUCUCAAGAGAACCCACGUUAGACAAGAAAAUAGCAAAAUGGACUUUUGACGGGCAAACCGUUUACAAAUUGAUUAAUAUCAGCCCGUGAGCUCUGUACAUCUAAGUUAGUUCCAGAGCCAUCGCGCGACAUUUCGAGGUCUUCUGACAGAUAUCGUGUUUGUGCCCCUGAAUUUAAAGUUGAAUGUUUACAUUGGUUUUCCACAUCACAACUGUGGGCCCCUUCACCCAAGCCCCCCCCCCUUCCCCCCAAUCUGAAGCCACAAGGUCUGCAGGGCUCGUGCUAAAGGGUUGGUAAGUGCAACAAGGUUUAUAGUUAAAUCGUAAACCAUGCACCACCACAACAGGCUCAUGUCAUAUCACAAUCAUGGCUCUAUUUCAACCAGACACCAGGCUCAUGUCUUAUCACAAAUGAUAGCAAAGCUCUAUUUGAACUCUGGAUACAUAUUAGGGUGUUACAUAUAUUUCAAUAUAAGUUAUCGAAGACUAGCAGAGCUAUCAAUGAUCAUAUUAUAUAUUCGGAUUUAGCUCGGUAUCUAUUAAGCUUUCUCGGAUUAACGGGUCUUAUACAAAAUUCACCUAAACAAUGUCAACUAGAAGUGAUUAUGACACGUUAAAGCAAAGGUUUGGAUAAGGCUGAACACUUCGAUACAAUAAACUCUCAGCCCCUUGACUGGCUAACUCUUUCUUAUUUUUAGCAUCUAUUCGUCACGCUAUCACACAACUCACAUCAUAUUUUUGUUAGGCUUAACUCUGUUUUACCGACACUUCUCGGUUUAAACCAUCCCCCAACAUCCCUGACACAUCCCUGUUAGCCUGAGAGCCAUGGAAACCCAACUGACUGUGUCCAGACUCCGUGCAAACGGUGACAUCGUGAUGGCUUUGUUUAAACUAGGCCGCUCUUCAGU